Guyanagaster necrorhizus is the source of this 947-nucleotide messenger RNA. RefSeq lists its product as uncharacterized. Bases 19 to 834 code for a protein of 271 amino acids. The record is from RefSeq and is a predicted model, not a curated record. The transcript is spliced from 3 exons. NCBI's taxonomy places the organism in Eukaryota, Fungi, Basidiomycota, Agaricomycetes, Agaricales, Physalacriaceae.
UGACCACAAUCCACGAUAAUGUCUAUGCAACCAUCGCACAUUUCUCUGCCCAACACCAUUCGCACUAUUAUGUUCCCCAGUUCUGACGCUAAAGGAGACAUCAGUCCAUUCUCCCUGCCUCCUAAAACAUUGGUUGACUUCUCUCUGUGGAUGUUGAACAGAGCUGGGAUAGUCGUGACGGAGUGGCGGGCUUUACUAUAUAGGCGGAUGAAUGUGCCAUUAGUUCCUUUUUCUAAACCUCUUCAGAACUUUUCCUACAUCGUUCCCGAUGAUAAGCUGCAAGAGGCGUCAGAAGUCCUCACUUCCAUGGGCUUACCGCUAUCUGUGCCCGACCCGCUAUAUCUUUCCACAGGAGGAGACUUAUUUGCAAAGGCCCUCCUUCACAGAAUAACUCUAUCAGCUAAUCUCGGGCCAGCGCGGUUCAUCCUACUCUACCCAUCAUCCUUUUGCCCAUUUCGUCCUUCCGAGCUGGAGUCUGUCAAUCAACCCCUCUUUGGUCUUGAUUUUUUGUCUGUACCGCUCAAUGUGCCAACCGCAUCAGCGACUUACGCAUCUCUUGUCCGUACUGUAGCCGUGUACAAGAGGCACAAUGCCACGAGGAAGACGCUGUUAAGCGAGUUGGCUCAACUGGCACUCUAUAACCUAUAUGACGGUGAUUAUGGGAAAUAUUCAGGAGACGAGGAUGACGACGAAGAAAGCGAAAGGGAAAUACAGCAGGCCGUCGCUGUUGUACGUGGGUGGACUUGGAAUGCAGAUGAAGAAUGGAUUGGUGAUGCGCUGGUGGAAGUCGUUGCUACAUCUGCAUAUCGUAAUCUUCCAUGGACGGACUGUUGAGGGUGCAGGCAUUGGUUACAAUAUCAGGUAAGCCCUAGAUUUGCAGUCUGAGCAAGCUCAUACCAGCCAGAGGAAUACAUAUAGCAACUAUCAUGUCACGAUCACGUACGGAC